CAACUUACGCUGAGGUGGCGAUACUUAAUUGGCUAAUAACCUUAUGAAGUGCGUGGCGAGAAUAACGCGUUCUUAUAAAAGGAGCAGAGUCGGGUCAAACUCAUAAAGAUCCGAACAUUUCUUAUCGUUCUCGUCGAAUCAAGUUAGUUAAAAGAAGAGAAGGAUAUGGUGGGAAGUGGAGCUCCGCAGAGAGGAAGUGCAGCUGCGGCUGCUAGCAUGCGUAGGAGGAAGCCUAGCGGAAGUGGAGGAGGAGCCUCUGGUGGUGGUGGUGGUGCUGCAGGAUCCAUGCUUCAGUUCUACACGGAUGACGCACCGGGUCUCAAGAUCUCCCCUAAUGUUGUCCUUGUCAUGAGCAUUGGUUUCAUUGCUUUUGUCGCUGUUCUUCAUGUCAUGGGCAAGCUCUACUUUGUCAAGUGAUGAGACUAGAGAGAGCGAGAGAGAGCUUGAAACUCACAUAAUAGUUGCAAGAAGUGAUCAGUAUUAGACAGUGGUUUCAACUCAUGUGUUUAUUUUUGUGACUAUCUUUAUAAAAAUUUCAGUUUUGAUUUUCUGCAUAUUAUUUAAGUGAUAAACAUUUAUAUA
Messenger RNA from Brassica rapa (field mustard), 582 nucleotides. RefSeq names its product protein transport protein Sec61 subunit beta. Gene Ontology annotation, cellular component: Sec61 translocon complex. Lineage: Eukaryota; Viridiplantae; Streptophyta; Magnoliopsida; Brassicales; Brassicaceae. Gene Ontology annotation, biological process: intracellular protein transport. The record is from RefSeq and is a predicted model, not a curated record.